Paramisgurnus dabryanus is the source of this 1335-nucleotide messenger RNA. Lineage: Eukaryota; Metazoa; Chordata; Actinopteri; Cypriniformes; Cobitidae. The record is from RefSeq and is a predicted model, not a curated record.
AUGGAAAUAAACAAGGACAAUCCUCCUCAACUGAAUAAAGCUGAUGAAACGCAUCAUAAUAUUACAACAAUACAGAAUGUUGCACAGAAAGGAACUCGAAGAACAGGAGACAAAAUGUGUAAAAGGAGGUUGAAAAGAGACAAACGCCCUACGGAUCGCUCGAGGAUUCACAGUGAGGAGAAGCCCACGUGUCAUCAUUGUGGGAAGAGUUUCAGCAGCAAAUCAUACCUCGCAAUGCACAUAAAAAUCCACACUGGAGAGAAACCAUUUGCUUGCAAUCUGUGUGAAAAAACUUUCCUAACUACAAGUGAACUUAAGAUACACACGAGAACUCACACUGGCGAGAAACCAUACACUUGUCACGAGUGUGGAAAAGGUUUUACUCAAAUAUCAAACUUAAAGAGACAUAGGAAAAUCCACACUGGAGAGAAACCAUACACUUGUCACGAGUGUGGGAAAAGUUUUACCCAAACAUCAUACUUAAAAUAUCAUAUGAAAAUCCACACUGGAGAGAAACCAUUCACGUGUGAUCUGUGUGGAAGGAGUUUUACCGUUAAAGGCGCUCUUAAGAGACACAAGAGAAUUCACACCGGAGAGAAACCUUUUACAUGCAGUCAAUGUGAAAAAAGUUUUAGAAGUAAAACCGAACUUACAGCACACAUGAAAAUUCACAGUAAAGAAAAACCUUUCGUGUGUCAUCUGUGUGGAUGGAGCUUUAAAAUAACACGCGCUCUUCAGAUACACAUGAGAAUUCACACUGGAGAGAGACCAUUCACGUGUGAUCUGUGUGAAAAAAGUUUUACAAGUAAAGACGCUCUUCAGAUUCACAUCAAAAUUCACACUGGAGUAAAACCAUUCACGUGUGAUCUGUGUGAAAAAAGUUUUACAAGAAAAGACGCUCUUCAGAUACACAUCAAAAUUCACACUGGAGUAAAACCAUUUGUGUGUGAUCUGUGUGGAAAGAGUUUUUCAUAUCUAUCUAGCCUUAAGAUGCAUGCAGAAGCUCACAUCGAAGAGAAACCGUUUACAUGCACUCAGUGUAACAAGUGUUUCAGUAGUAAACCCAACCUUAAAGUACACAUGAAAAUUCACACUGAACAGAAACUUUUCACUUGUUUUCAGUGUGAAAAGUGUUUCAGAGUUGAAAGUCACCUUAAGAGACACAUGACCAUUCACACUGAAGAGAAACCAUUCAAAUGCUGUCAGUGUGAAAAGUGUUUCAGAGAUAAAAGUCAACUUAAGAGACACAUGACAGUUCACAUGGAGAGAAACCGUUCAGAUGCUGUCAGUGUAAAAAGUGUUUCAAAAGAAAAUCUCACCUUAACACACACAUGA